AUGUACUGGCUCUGUGCGGCAGUCCUUUGUUGUCUCCCCAGCCCCCGAACGGGCUUGCCGUCGAGCACAGGAAACCCGUGUACAAAGGAACACGGCAUCGUGUUACCUUCGCUUGCCAUCGAAGUAUGGGAGCGCGUACUCGACCACCUUUGGUACGACCAAGAGACCCUCAAAGCCUGUACUCUGGUCUGCCGCGCGUGGUAUCCCCGAGCUCGUUUUCAUCUCCUCAGGACCGUCAUCCUCCGUGAGCGCCAUCAUGUCUAUCGGCUCGCGAAGCUCGUGCAAAAAGACAAAGACAUGGUCAUGGGCGCAUUUUACGCCCACGCUGUGAGAGGCGUUAUCCUCCAGGGAGGCAGCACCCCAGAAGUGCGCAUACCGGUGCCACACCUGGCCACGUUCGCGACAGCUUUGGCGGGGAAACUGCUCGCCCUAGAUGAGGUUGCAUUGUGCAAUGCAGAAUGGAUAUCUGACUCCUCGUUUGUGAACACUUCACUGCAUCUGUCCACCUUCCACUCUGUUACUCGUCUGGUCCUGCAGGCUGUGACCUUCCCCAAUAUCCACACCUUCCGUCGUCUUAUAUGCGCAUUUCCUCGCCUUGGCUAUUUGGAAUGCUGGGGCGUGAAGUUCACCAACCCCGGCAUCGCAGAGGCAGCCCCGCGUUACCCGUGGAUACACUCUUCAUUGUCUAGAUUGUAUCUCAACACGACCUCCAUGGGUACGAUCACUGAUCUACUCCUGGCCACUGGGAUUGCGUCAAGGCUGCAUACCAUCAUACUGGGCUAUUGGGAGUUCAUCCCUAUACAGCAUGCGCACAUUCUCGGCAUCCAGCGACUCCUCGAUAGCGCAGAGGACAACCUACGGAGCCUGGAUGCUGCUUUCACGUGCCCGCAGUCGCCCGUGGGCAAGGGGACUGGCGUGUCUGAGUAUCUAGGACCGCCAUUGACACUCGCUCGAUGUACCAACCUAGUGGCACUCGUAGUUCGGACAGAACCCAUCGACAGCGCCGACUACGGGUGGAUAUACCAUUUGUUAGCCUCCAUCUCCUCCACAUCGCUGCGGCAGAUGACCAUUGUAAUUAAGCUUUCCGUCAAGCUGAAGCAGUCACUGGUCUCUGUCCGGCCAAUGUUUCAGACCAUGUUGGUGGAAACGCUUGAUGAACUAUUGGCUACAGAACAAUUUGCAGGUGUAGAGUGUGUCGAGUUCAAGCUUAGGGUGUACAAGGCGUUCGACAAGAUACCAUCAGUCGGUCUGUGGGAGAAGAUCGUCCUUGGAGGGUUUCCGCGGUCAAGGAGACGCAUACUGUGCGAGUUCAUCUCACAUCCUUUGACGAUUGUCUUGGUAGCUCAUGCUCAAUUUCACUGA
Molecule: messenger RNA, 1362 nt
Organism: Postia placenta MAD-698-R-SB12
Lineage: Eukaryota; Fungi; Basidiomycota; Agaricomycetes; Polyporales; Adustoporiaceae
Exons: 2
Coding region: 1-1362 (453 amino acids)
Source: RefSeq, a predicted model, not a curated record